AUGCAAGGUGUGGAUGAGGAUAGGCUCAUUCCGCAUCUUGAGACAUUUGGUGGCGUGCGUAUUCCACAUAUUGGUAUAGGUACCUAUGAGUUGCGUGGUGAAGAGUGUCGCAGUGCUGUUGCAUGUGCGCUUCGUUUGGGUUUUCGGCUAGUGGAUACGGCGGCCAGUUAUCGCAACGAGGAAUUGGUUGGCGCCGGUAUAAAGGAUAGUGGAGUGCCGCGGGAGGAGUUGUUUGUCGUCGUGAAGAUCGCGCCAAAGGCGAUGGUUUCGGAGGAGCGGGUGGAGGAUGGUAUACGACAGAGCGUGCAAAAGCUUGGCAUCACGUAUGCUGACUGCGUGCUGAUUCACUGGCCUGGGUGCGGUGGGCACAAGCCAGAGGAAGGAGAGGAGAACAGAGCGGCGCGACGUCGCUGUUGGAAGGUGAUGACGUCGCUGCAGCGUGAAGGACUUGUGCGACAUUUGGGAGUCUCUAACUUCCAGCCGCAACAUUUUACUACGUUGGUUGAGGAUGCGGAGGUAGAUACUUUGUUUGCAGCGACCAACCAGAGCCGGCCGACAAUCAACCAGAUUGAGCUGCACCCGAUGUGUGUGCAGCAAGUUGUGAGCAAUUACUGCCGGCAACAUGGCGUUAUUCUACAGCAAUAUUCCCCGUUGGCGCAAGGAGACGUGCGGCUUCUUGAACACCCUACACUAUGUGCCAUCGUUCGGGACUUCUUCCCUGGGUACACUGUACCCAAUGUGUUGCUCAUGUGGGGUCUGAGCCAGGGUUUUUGCGUUUUGGUGCGCAGUCGCUCAGAAGAGCAUCUGAAGCAGAAUUGGAUGGCAGCAAAUGCGUUCUUUCGUAAUGGAACCCUUAGUGACAAACAGAUUGAGCAGAUCCGAUGCCUUCAUAAGACCUUGCAAGUGGCAGAGGACCUUCAUUUUUGUUGGCACAGUAAUCGCGUGGAGUAA
Trypanosoma grayi is the source of this 951-nucleotide messenger RNA. RefSeq names its product aldo/keto reductase. The record is from RefSeq and is a predicted model, not a curated record. The coding region runs from base 1 to 951 and encodes 316 amino acids. Gene Ontology annotation, molecular function: oxidoreductase activity. NCBI's taxonomy places the organism in Eukaryota, Euglenozoa, Kinetoplastea, Trypanosomatida, Trypanosomatidae. The transcript has a single exon.